AUGACUAAGGCUUUUGGCGAUACUCUUCUUAUGGCCACGGGGCUAUGCGGUGUCGUUUCCCCCCAUCGGAGUCCUUACGCACUCCCUCGGCUUUCGAAGAAUGCAAACUAUCCACUUCGCCUCACUUCUUCUGUAUUGGUCUCGCUCAACGAACCCGAGAACUCCUUUGCUGAAACCACCGACUUGCUGCAAUUGUCUAAUGCUCUUCUAUUCAUGGACACGAAACUUGGAAAUCAUACCAAAAUCAGCUCGCAAGUGAGGAAUCUAGCAUACGCUUAUUCCCUUUUUACUGACGAAAUCGAAAAGUUGGACGCGGCGGGGAUUCAUCUAAUCGAGCUGAUUUCCCAAAAAUAUUUUAAAGUCAUUUACCAAAACAAAUAUUCGAAGAACCAGGUUGUCGAAUCCUUGCUGAGUUUUUCAAAUUACGAAGUACAGAGCUUACAGGCCGAUGCCAACAAAACCUUAGAAUCAGCAUACAGUCUUCUCGCUGAACAAGAUAAGACGUCGAUCUUAUUCCACGAAGAAAUACAUUUCCUUCGAAACGCACGGUAUCACCGUGGCCCAUGGGUCUUUCGAAUCGGCGGCGCUAAGAAGGUCAAAACCGAAGAGACAUUGAUAUUCCUGGAUCAAAACAGAAAAAAACUGAAACGCGGUUGGACUGCGUUGGAAAAGCAGAGAAGGCAGUUGAUUUUAUUCCUGGAACAGAUUCAACGUAUGAAGGCAAGUUUUUACCCGAUUGGUAUUCAUGACAGAUUCAUCUGCACCUGCAGCUUACCAUGUAUGUCUCAGGUCUAUCUUUCAAAUGUGGUUGGUGAAACUACCGGCUUGGAGUUGAUCUUUGAAGACUUUGGCGAACUUUCGCGCAAAUCAAAUCGAUCAAAAUGA
Messenger RNA from Puccinia graminis f. sp. tritici CRL 75-36-700-3, 885 nucleotides. RefSeq lists its product as uncharacterized. Bases 1 to 885 code for a protein of 294 amino acids. Lineage: Eukaryota; Fungi; Basidiomycota; Pucciniomycetes; Pucciniales; Pucciniaceae. The record is from RefSeq and is a predicted model, not a curated record. The transcript has 2 exons.